Molecule: messenger RNA, 920 nt
Organism: Daucus carota subsp. sativus
Lineage: Eukaryota; Viridiplantae; Streptophyta; Magnoliopsida; Apiales; Apiaceae
Product: NDR1/HIN1-like protein 2
Exons: 1
Coding region: 109-762 (217 amino acids)
Biological process (GO): defense response to other organism
Cellular component (GO): plasmodesma; plasma membrane
Source: RefSeq, a predicted model, not a curated record
CUAAACAGGAUGUCGCAGCUUACAUGACACUAUAUAAUAUGACCUUCAGUUCAUCACCUUCAACUUAUCUACAUAUCAGAUCUCUAUAAGUAAAUAAAUAUUAAAUUAAUGGGAGCAACAUCAAGGUGCUGUCGCUGGACCAUCAUAUGUUUCUUGUGCAUACUCAUCAAGUUCGCAUUUAUAUUUGUGGUAAGCAUAUUUUUCUCUUGGGUUAACGUGCGUACUGAGAAAUCCGGAGCUUCGUUUUACGUCGAGAAAUUUUACGUGCCGGCACUCAAUAGUACUGCUGGUGGUAACUACACGGUUGAUAACACGACGGCGAUCAACUUUGUUUUUAAUUUUUUUAAUAGACGUGAGCACAUAGGAAUAUACUAUGAUGAUCUCAACGUGACAUUUUAUUAUGGCCGUAACAAAAGUCUCGAAAUUGGGAGCCUCAAGUUGUCCGGGUUUCACCAGCAUGGAGAGGAAAAUUCUUACUCGAGGGGUUCAGUUGAAGUUAAGGGUGUGCCAUGGAACACGAUGGCUAGGAACGGGUCGAAGGUGGAUUUUCGGGUGGAUAUGGCGACUAAGGUGAGGUAUAGUGAGAUGUUUUUUAUGGGGAAGAGGAGGCGAGUUCGCGUUCGAGCUAUUGUGGAAGUUAAUGAUACUACUGGCCUUAAAAUCAAGAAGAAAUCUAUUAGGCUCAAGUCUGGUGCAACAAAGACUGGUUGGAGAGUGUCUGUUGCAUUUAGCCUGCUCAUGGUUUUGUUGUUCCAAAUGUAAUAUUUUAAACUUGUCGAUCUCUUGAUGAUUGUUAUUUGUUGUUAAUAUGUUGUUUUCUGUUGAUGAAACAUGCAUUUGCAAAGGAAUGCAAUGUAAAGUAUAAUAAUUUCACUCUUAGAUUGCUGCUUGGGUGCUAGUUUAUUUUCGUGAUAAUAAAA